Messenger RNA from Mus caroli (Ryukyu mouse), 935 nucleotides. Lineage: Eukaryota; Metazoa; Chordata; Mammalia; Rodentia; Muridae. The record is from RefSeq and is a predicted model, not a curated record.
AUGCCUAGCAGCAGUCAAAAUUCAGCACCACCUCUGGUGAACAGAUUGUCUCAGUUUCUACUAUCCCCCCCAGCAACUGCUUCCAACCUGAUCCAGAGGAACCUGGAGACCCCUAGUUGGAGGUCACUGGGUCUUUAUGAAGUGAAAGGAUUUAUCAAUGAAAAGGACUGCAUCUACAAGCUGAGCCGUCUCUUUUGCAGCUUAGCAGCUUUCAUGCUUGAAAUACUUAUUGCAAGCACCUUAUCCUGGCGCCUAUGGGAAUUUGACAGCAAUGUUGUGCAGUUUGUGUCCUUUGGCCUGUGGGAAGCAUAUUACCCUCAGCAGUUUAACAUCUCUGGAAAACUAACCAAGAUGCUGGUAUACACCCCUAUUGAUUCAACUUGGAACAUUUCAACUGAAUUUAUGUAUGCACAGAACCUGAUAAUAUCGGCCAUUUUGAUGAAGCCUGUGGUUCUGCUUUUCAGUGUAAUGGCCAUUAAAAUCAGCUGCAUGAAAAACCCACUAGUGGAGAUGCAGAUAUAUUUCUACAAGAUCUCUGCCUUAACUUUGUCUGUUAGCAGCAUGUUCACAUUUGUUUCUGUGAUCUGGAACCACGUGGUAGAUCUUUAUGGCCAAACCACUCUGGACUUUCCAUAUGAUUUUCCUGUUAAGAAAGAAGCUUUAAGAAGCAAACAUUUGACUUUGGUGUUACCAGUAGGCCUCCUUAUAUCCACCAUGUCACUCUUUGGUGUGAUCAUGUUUCUCUCUGAGAUAAGCAAUUUGAAACUACAGCGUCCUGUGAAGGCCAAUGAUGAUUCCAAAAUGGGCCUUCUAGAUGCGUGAAGUGAUAAGUUUUGGAUUUUCAACAUUUCUGAGAAUGGUCUUUUAAGAAGUUUCCUAUUCCUAUAGGGAACUCAUGUUGUUCUCAACUCAUUCUAAAUAAAUUUGUUCUAUUG